Messenger RNA from Sclerotinia borealis F-4128, 1668 nucleotides. NCBI's taxonomy places the organism in Eukaryota, Fungi, Ascomycota, Leotiomycetes, Helotiales, Sclerotiniaceae. The record is from the annotation of a GenBank genome assembly.
AUGGAUGAACUCGAAGGUCAAAAACAUCUUUAUCCUAAACGCAUAAUUCUAUGUUGUGAUGGAACAUGGAUGGAUAGUGAUGAUGGAUUCACCAAACCAACACUUAUUCCUUACAAACCAACUGGUACAUUGCAGACUCCAAGUAAUGUGACUCGUCUCUCGAGAGCUCUAAGAAGAUAUGCUCAAGAUGGAACUCAUCAAAUCAUUUACUAUCAUUCCGGUGUUGGUACCGGCAGUAGUAUGAUGGAUACCCUCAGUGGAGGCAUGCUUGGCACCGGUAUUUCUGAGAACAUUCGUGAAGUUUACAGUUUCAUUGCCGCCAAUUAUACUCCCGGCGAUGAAAUUAUUCUUGUGGGUUUCUCUCGUGGAGCCUUCACUGCCAGAAGUGUUGCAGGGAUGAUUUCAGAUAUUGGACUACUCACUCGACAUGGUAUGACAAGCUUCUAUGCGGUAUUCAAAGACCAGGAAAAUUUCAGAAAUCCCGAUUACAAAGACAUCUUUCCGGAACUACCAUUUCCCAACAAGCCAAAGGACAGUGAUGAGUACAAGAAGAAACUGGAAGAAGAAGGUUUAACCAGAAUUCACGAUCCGAAUGGAGUCAAAAUUCGAAUUCAUGCAGUUGCUGUGUGGGAUACUGUAGGAUCCUUGGGAAUUCCAAAUAUUGCGCUACUUGCAAAACUUGGACUUCCACACUCUACCAAGGAGUACAAGUUUCACGAUACAAACCUUUCCGGUUACAUCAAACAUGCUUUCCAAGCUUUAGCACUCGAUGAACAUAGAAGACCGUUUAGUCCUGCAGUAUGGGAGAUAAGAGAUUAUGAGGAUGACACUACUGAUCUACGACAAGUUUGGUUUCCUGGAAGUCAUGCAAAUGUUGGAGGAGGUUAUGAUGAUCAGGAAAUUGCGAACAUUACUUUGGCCUGGAUGAUGGAUCAGCUUGCUUCUGUUGGGAUUGCUUUUCAUGACGAUGCUAUUGACACGAUAUUUAAAAAGAGCGUCCACUACUACGAAACCCUCCCACCUCCUUCAACUUCUAUCUUUAGGUUCUCGAGGCCGAUUAAUGAAUGGGCAACGCCGGCCGUAUACGAAAAACACCACCCAGUUCGUCCAUGGGCUCUCGGUAAAAUUUAUAACUCAGACACCGGAAUUUGGACCCUCGCAGGUAAACAGACUAGAACUCCUGGUCUUUAUCAGCGUUUAGAUCCAGAUACAGGUAUCUCAAUUGGAGUACCAAUGACACAUACUAAUGAACGUAUUCACUCAAGCGUCAGAAUUCGACUUGAUCUCGGAGGACUUGGAGAAGAAGAUAUGACAAAGUAUUAUUGCCCAGCAUUACUCAAGAAAGGACCAUGGCGUCUAGAUCAAAUUCGAAUCAAAAUCACUGAUCCUAUCUCACCAACUGCCACAUGGGGUCCAACUGCUCCAGCGGCUCUAGACGAUGAACGUACCAGCGACUUGAGAUGGGUAUGGGAAUACGAUGGGCCGGAAAAGAACGCACCAGUCAUUCAAACCGUCAUAGAAGAGAAUCUCGGCCCAUAUGAGAGGAAAUUGCUCCUAUUGAAUAAAGGUACGGGUAUGUUUCACAAGGUUGUUGAUGAGGCGGAUGCGGAUGAUCGUAGAGCAAUACUCACCGCCGAAAUUGAUGCGAGACGUGGAAGUGAUGCAUGA